AGUAGAAGAUGUGCAAGGAGUUGGAGAAAAAGAACAAGUCAAGCCUAGAGUUACUUUCUUGUACACGACCUCCCCUCCCCCUUGCGGUACAUUAGGGAGAGGCAGGGCACACACACAGGGUUUCCUCAUUUAGGUACUUCUCUCGGGGGACGAUCAUGAAAAAAGUCAUCAUGACAAAAAGGGGGGAUGGGAACGAUUUUUGGCGGGAUAGAAGGCGCCGUUCUUUUUGGUGGACGUUAAGCAGGCUGUUGAAGACGCGUAUGGAGACGCAAGUAACUUCGCUAUGA
This is a messenger RNA of Amoebophrya sp. A120, 287 nucleotides long. The record is from the annotation of a GenBank genome assembly. Lineage: Eukaryota; Dinophyceae; Syndiniales; Amoebophryaceae.